GUUUAGGAGCAUCAGCAGCUGUGUGUAUUUGUUAUCAGGACUUUAACUGGAGAUGAAGAUGUUGCUGCCACUCCUGCUCCUCGUACUCGUUUCCCAGCAUGCCCUGGCUCCGGUUGUGGAGGUGUACGAGGGGGAAAUAUCUGUCCUGUUGCCUUGCAAGUAUUCAGGUUUUAUACCUGAAAACCCCACAGUGCUGUGGACUCGCAAUGAUCUCAACCCCAAAUCUGUCCACCUACGACGAGAGGAAACAGAUGAUCUGAAAGGGCAACACCAGCGUUACAGAGGGCGCACAUCAAUGAGGCCUGAUGCUCUGGACACUGGAAACUUCAGCCUCACUCUGAGAAACCCCCAAAUGACUGAUAGCGGCAACUACACCUGCUCCAUUGGAAAUGAAAGGGUGGAACGGAAACUGACAGACAUACAGCUGCAUGUCAAAGACCAAGAACUUAAGGUGGAGGUCGUUGAAGGAUCAGAGUCUGUCAUCCUGCCCUGCAAAACAACACCUGACCUGCCUGAGGACACCAGAGUGGAGUGGACGAGAUUUGACAGAGAACUCAUGAUGGUCCAUAAGUAUUCAAACAGAAGUGACCAUCUUAAGAACCAGGACGACCUUUACUGUGGUCGCACAAAGAUGAACAAAGACCUGCUGAGAACUGGAGACCUCAGUCUGACCCUGAAAUACCCCACAGAGAGAGACAGUGGAGGAUACAUCUGCACCAUCUACAGGGACAAAGACAUCCUGAGACAGAAAGUAGUGCUGCAGGUCAAAGAACCGUUUCCACCCUGGGCCACAGCUCUCCUGGUUCUCCUGGUUCUUCUUGUGGUUUCUGGAGGUCUUUUAUUUUAUUUCCGGCACUAUUUCAUGUCAGUCCCCUGGGUGGAGGUGGAUUCAGGGGUGGAGUCUGUCCAGCUGAUCUGCAAAACCACACUUCACCUGCCUAAAGAUGCUAAAGUGGAGUGGAAGGACAAAGACGACAGGAAGGUCCACGUGUAUGAGAACGGCUCUGACCAGCAUGAAGAACAGGACGAUAAAUACAAGAACCGAACAAAGAUGAAGAGAAACUUACUGGAACCUGGAGACGUCAGUCUGACCCUGAAACACCCCACAGAUGGAGACAACUCCACCUACACCUGCACCGUCUACAGCAGGGAGGGAAACAUCCUGAUGAUGAAACAAGUGGAGCUGAGAGUCAGAGUCCCCCAGGUGGAGGUGGAUUCAGGGGUGGAGUCUGUCCUGCUGAUCUGCAAAACCACACUUCACCUGCCUAAAGAUGCUAAAGUGGAGUGGAAGGACAGAUACAACAGGAAGGUCCACGUGUAUGAGAACGGCUCUGAGCAGCCUGAAGAACAGGACGAUAAAUACAAGAACCGAACAAAGAUGAAGAGAAACUUACUGGAACCUGGAGACCUCAGUCUGACCCUGAAAUACCCCACAGAUGGAGACAACUCCACCUACACCUGCACCGCCUACAGCAGGGAGGGAAACAUCCUGAUGGAGAAACAAGUGGAGCUGAAAGUCAGAGCCACCCAGGUGGAGGUGGAUUCAGGGGUGGAGUCUGUCCAGCUGCCCCUCAAAACCACACUUCACCUGCCUGAAGACGCUAAAGUGGAGUGGAUGGAUAACAAUGCAAAGGUCCACGUACAUGUGAACGGCUCUGACCAGCCUGAAGAACAGCACCAGGUUUUCAGAGACCGAACGAAGAUGAAUGAAGACCUGCUGAAAACUGGAGACCUCAGUCUGACCCUGAAAUACCCCACAGAUUGGGACAACUGGAUCUACACCUGCACCGUCUACAGCAGGGAGGGAAACAUCCUGCUGAAGGAACAAGUGGAGCUGAAAGUCAGAGUCUGUCAGGUGGAGGUGGAGGAGGGGGCGGAGUCUGUCCAGCUGCCCUUCAAAACCACACAAAACCUGCCUGGAGAUGCUGAAGUGGAGUGGGAACGUAAAGAACCUGAAUACAACAAAGUCCACUUGAAUGGGAACGGCUCUGACCAGCCUCACAAACAGCACCAGGUUUACAGAGACCGAACGAAGAUGAAUGAAGACCUGCUGAAAACUGGAGACCUCAGUCUGACCCUGAAACACCCCACAGAGAGAGACAGUGGGAGAUAUGUGUGUGAAGCGAGGAGGAACGGACGGAUUAGAUAUAAAACAGUGUUGCUGAAAGUCAAAGUCUGUCAGGUGGAGGUGGAGGAGGGGGCGGAGUCUGUCCAACUGCCCUUCAAAACCACACAAAACCUGCCUGAAGAUGCUGAAGUGGAGUGGGUACGCUAUGAACCUGAAUACAGGAACGUCCACGUGUAUAAGAACGGCUCUGACCAGCCUGACAAACAGCACCAGGUUUACAGAGACCGAACGAAGAUGAAUGAAGACCUGCUGAAAACUGGAGACCUCAGUCUGACCCUGAAACACCCCACAGAGAGAGACAGUGGGAGAUAUGUGUGUGAAGCGAGGAGGAACGGACGGAUUAGAUAUAAAACUGUGCUGCUGAAAGUCAAAGGGAGAGUUCAGGUCCAGGAUCAAACAGGGGACAUCAGGAACAGAAGCAGCUCCAUUGAUCCGACUCCUCUGAUGGCUGAUCAAUCAGUUUGAUCUGUGUGUUCUUUCA
Messenger RNA from Pelmatolapia mariae (spotted tilapia), 2609 nucleotides. RefSeq lists its product as uncharacterized. Gene Ontology annotation, biological process: cellular response to lipopolysaccharide; cell surface receptor signaling pathway; immune response. Gene Ontology annotation, cellular component: external side of plasma membrane. The transcript is spliced from 10 exons. Bases 53 to 2593 code for a protein of 846 amino acids. Lineage: Eukaryota; Metazoa; Chordata; Actinopteri; Cichliformes; Cichlidae. The record is from RefSeq and is a predicted model, not a curated record.